Gekko japonicus is the source of this 637-nucleotide messenger RNA. It is a transcript of the gene TCAP, whose product is annotated as titin-cap. NCBI's taxonomy places the organism in Eukaryota, Metazoa, Chordata, Lepidosauria, Squamata, Gekkonidae. The transcript is spliced from 2 exons. Gene Ontology annotation, molecular function: titin Z domain binding; structural constituent of muscle; titin binding. Gene Ontology annotation, biological process: cardiac muscle contraction; skeletal muscle myosin thick filament assembly; skeletal muscle contraction. Bases 75 to 620 code for a protein of 181 amino acids. Gene Ontology annotation, cellular component: Z disc. The record is from RefSeq and is a predicted model, not a curated record.
AAGGGACAGGAGACCAGACGGAAGGAAGACAAGAGGCAGACUUCCCAGCUCCAGCAGAACCCCCCAACCUCACCAUGCACGGCAAGAGUGUGAUCCUACGCAGCUCCGGAAACCUGACUGCAGCUGAACUGGGUUGCCAAGUAUCCGAGAGGGACACGGCGCGGAAGGAAACCUUCUCGGCGGAAUGGAAAGACCUGUCGCUGAGCACCAGGCCUGAGGAAGGCUGGUUGUGGUCCGAGGUAGACCGGCGGCGCAAGGAGACCUACCACCAGCAACAGGAGGCCCGCGUCGUGGUGCAACGUUCUCCGUGGGGCAUCCUCCGCCUCGGGCUCCUGGGUGAACCCCUGGCCUCCUACCACCUGCCCUACCAGCGGGCCUUGCCUUUGCCCAUCUUCUCUCCGGCCAAGCUGAGUGGCAAGGCCGAGCGGGAGCUGACGCUGACCCCGUCCGAGUCGGUGGAGUCCUUGUCCUCCACGGGCGUGUGCCUCGACAAAAUACCCCUGGGCGAGAUCACCAAGGAGUUGCCGCUCGUCGUCCAGCCCAGCCGCCCCGACUUCAGGAAAGCAGGCCUGCCUCGCUCGCUGUCUCGCUCCAUGUCUCAAGAUGCCCAGAGGGGGUGAAGCGGCGAGACACCCCC